GGCUGAGCCAUAGAGUAGCUGGGGCUGGAGCGGCCUUCCCCCCACUCUCGGUCUCUGGCUCUCGCUCGCUGGCGGCGGCUAGUCGUGGGAGAGGCGGCGACGGCGGCGCUGCAACAUGGCGGCCGUGGAGGAAAGGGGCAGCCCCGAGGAGGAGAAGCACCUGAACGGGGAGGUGCUCUUGGAUCCCGAGGAGAGAGAAGGCGCGGCGGGGCCUGGCGCUGAAGAAGGAGCGAAGAAGAAGCGCAAGAAGAAGAAGAAGAGCAAAGGAGCCGCCGCGGGACAAGAAACCGAGAGAGAAUCUGAGUCAACACUUGAUGAGGUGACAAAACAAUUGGAUAAACAAGCACUGGAGGAAAAGGAGAAAGAAGAUGAUGAUGAAGAUGGUGAAGGUGAAGGUGAUGGUGCAGCAGGGAAGAAAAAGAAGAAGAAGAAAAAGAAGAAAGGACCUAAAGUCCAGACAGAUCCUCCGUCUAUUCCAAUAUGUGAUUUGUUUACUACUGGAAUAUUUCCAAAAGGUGAAGAGUGUGAGUAUCCACCAACACAAGAUGGGCGAACUGCUGCUUGGAGAACAACAAGUGAUGAAAAGAAAGCGCUAGAUCAAGCAAGUGAAGAGAUCUGGAAUGAUUUCAGAGAGGCUGCUGAAGCACACAGACAAGUGAGAAAAUACGUUAUGAGCUGGAUCAAACCUGGAAUGACAAUGAUAGAAAUCUGCGAAAAACUAGAAGACUGUUCACGGAAGUUGAUAAAAGAGAAUGGCUUAAAUGCUGGGCUUGCAUUUCCCACGGGAUGUUCUCUGAAUAACUGUGCAGCCCACUAUACCCCUAACGCUGGAGAUCCAACUGUAUUGCAGUACGAUGAUAUCUGCAAGAUAGAUUUUGGAACACAUGUCAGUGGUCGUAUCAUUGACUGUGCUUUUACUGUCACAUUCAAUCGAAAAUAUGACAGGCUGUUACAAGCUGUAAAAGAUGCAACUAAUACUGGAAUAAAGUGCGCUGGAAUAGACGUUCGCCUUUGUGAUGUUGGUGAGGCUAUUCAAGAAGUCAUGGAAUCUUACGAAGUUGAAAUUGAUGGCAAAACAUAUCAAGUGAAACCAAUUCGCAAUCUGAAUGGCCACUCUAUUGGACCAUAUAGGAUACAUGCAGGCAAAACUGUUCCCAUUGUGAAAGGAGGAGAAGCAACAAGAAUGGAAGAGGGAGAAGUAUAUGCUAUAGAAACCUUUGGCAGCACAGGAAAAGGUGUUGUUCAUGAUGAUAUGGAAUGUUCUCAUUAUAUGAAGAACUUUGAUGUUGGACAUGUGCCAAUAAGGCUUCCAAGAGCAAAACACUUGCUGAAUGUUAUCAACGAAAACUUUGGCACUCUUGCCUUCUGCCGCAGAUGGCUAGAUCGUCUGGGAGAAAGUAAAUAUCUAAUGGCUCUGAAGAACCUGUGUGACUUGGGUAUAGUGGAUCCAUACCCUCCCCUAUGUGAUAUUAAAGGCUCAUAUACAGCACAGUUUGAGCAUACCAUAUUAUUGCGUCCAACAUGCAAAGAAGUUGUCAGUAGAGGAGAUGACUAUUAAAACUUCAAGGCCAUUACCUCACCUAUGUACUCUGUUGGAACACAUUAUGCCAGAAUAAAUUUGCAGUCUGUUUUAACAGUGGACCCCAUGUGAUAACUUUCCAUGUUCGGAAAGAGGAAUUUAAUCAAAGGCAAGUUCUCUCAUGUAUCUAACAAAAGGAAAAACAGCUUUUGAGGCCUCUAGAGUAUUUCAGGUUACUUCUUAGUUUGGAAUGAGUUAUACAUAUUGUUUUAAUAUUUCUGAGAGAAGGCUUUUGAAUAUUUAUAUUACCAUAUUCCCUACUUGAAUGCUUUGAAUGACUACACCUGAUUUCUGCGCCUAAGUUGUCUCUGGUAUUGCCUUUUAACUUCCUGGAAUCCAUUUUGUAAAAAAUAAAGACAGAUUUAUGGAUCUAACACCAAAUAUGGUUUUUAAAAGUGUUAAAAGUGCUAGGCAGCAGUGCUCUGGGGGGAAAACCUGCCUUAUUAAAUCCUGUAGAUGUAUUCUUUCUCUACUUACAUUGGAUAUCAACACAAGGCAUGGUCUACUUUUCUGAAGUUUUGUCCUAUAUAGCAUGAGUCUUGCCUUGCUUUACGUCAUGAAGUUACGAACUUUCAGGAAUGUUAUCUGCCCUCAGCUGUGGUACACUGACCUAUAUUGCAUAGCUUGAUAGGUUCUUUCUAUGAAUGGGGAAUUGAAGUUGGUCUUAUUCUGCUCAUUUCCCCCCAUUCAUUUAUGAUAAAUCCCCUAGCCAGCUUAAACAUUAUUUGAUACUUCAGUUAUGACACUUAUUUAAAUGACAAUGCAAAUAUUCCAUUUAUCAGAACUCUGGAUAUUCUUCAUUAUGUUCAGAAACUGGAUUAUAUUAUUUUCCCAUUACACUUGUUAAGACUAGUUUCAUUUGAAAUCUCUGCUAAUAAAAGUUUGAUACAUUA
Podarcis muralis (Common wall lizard) is the source of this 2472-nucleotide messenger RNA. RefSeq names its product methionyl aminopeptidase 2 (gene METAP2). Gene Ontology annotation, biological process: proteolysis. The record is from RefSeq and is a predicted model, not a curated record. NCBI's taxonomy places the organism in Eukaryota, Metazoa, Chordata, Lepidosauria, Squamata, Lacertidae. Gene Ontology annotation, cellular component: cytoplasm. Gene Ontology annotation, molecular function: metalloaminopeptidase activity.